Messenger RNA from Dipodomys spectabilis (banner-tailed kangaroo rat), 2828 nucleotides. It is a transcript of the gene Frmd8, whose product is annotated as FERM domain containing 8. The transcript has 11 exons. Gene Ontology annotation, biological process: negative regulation of canonical Wnt signaling pathway. The record is from RefSeq and is a predicted model, not a curated record. NCBI's taxonomy places the organism in Eukaryota, Metazoa, Chordata, Mammalia, Rodentia, Heteromyidae. Bases 154 to 1557 code for a protein of 467 amino acids. Gene Ontology annotation, cellular component: plasma membrane; cytoskeleton.
UCCUGCGGCGACCUCGGCGGCGGAGCCCCGGCGGGGACUUGGAGUCCGCGGGAGUCCGGGCAGCGGCGGGCGCGACUUGCGGACUGGAGCUGGGGGCGGCAGCAGUCCCGGCGGGGUCCUGGCCCGAGGCGACGGGCUCUGCGACCCUGCGAGAUGGAGGGGGCAGAAGGUAACGCCGGGCAGCCCGGCUCCGCCGAGCGGUCCCACCGAAGCAGUGUGUCCUCCGUGGGAGCUCGAGCUGCUGAUGUGCUGGUGUAUCUAGCUGAUGACACAGUGGUGCCCCUGGCGGUGGAGAACCUUCCUGCGCUCAGUGCCCACGAGCUGCAUCGCGCAGUCCGAGAGGUCCUGCAGCUCCCAGACAGCGCCCUGGAGGCCUUCGCGCUCUGGCUCGUCUCCCCUCUGCUGGAGGUGCAGCUGAAGCCCAGGCAUCAGCCGUACAAGCUGGGCCGCCAGUGGCCGGAGCUGCUGCUGCGAUUCACUGACGCCCCAGAUGACGAUGUGGCUACAGAUGAGCCAUCCCUGCAGUUCCGGAGGAACGUGUUCUUCCCGAAGCGGCGGGAGCUCCAGAUGCAGGACGAGGAGGUCCUGCGGCUGCUCUACGAGGAGGCCAAGGGCAAUGUGCUGACCGCCCGGUACCCGUGUGACGUUGAGGACUGCGAAGCACUCGGGGCCCUGGUGUGCCGGGUGCAGCUUGGGCCCUACCAGCCUGGCCAGCCCACGGCCUGCGCCCUGAGGGAGAAAUUGGACUCCUUCCUCCCGUCCCACCUCUGCAAGCGGGGCCGAGGCCUCUUCGCUGUCCUCCGGGGCCGGGAGGCCAAGGCCGGGACGGGCGAGCAAGGCCUGCUGAACGCCUACCGCCAGCUGAAGGAAGCGGACGGCAGCCACAGUGAGCACGCCGCCUCGCUGGGCUCCCACUACCGCGCCUACCUCCUCAAGUGCCACGAGCUGCCCUUCUACGGGUGUGCCUUCUUCCACGGUGAGAUCGACAAGCCAGCCCAGGGCUUUCUGCAUCGGGGUGGACGCAAGCCAGUGACGGUGGCCAUCAGCCUGGAGGGGGUGCACGUCAUCGACAGCAGGGAGAAGCAUGUCCUGCUGGGCCUGCACUUCCAGGAGCUGUCGUGGGACCACACUUCCCCUGAGGAGGAAGAGCCCAUCCUGUGGCUGGAGUUCGAUGGCGACAGUGAGGGCAUGCCUGUCAACAAGCUGCUCAGGAUCUACUCCAAGCAGGCUGAGCUGAUGAGCGGCCUCAUCGAGUACUGCAUCGAGCUGAGCCAGGCCGCAGAGCCCGCUGCUCCCCAGGACAGUGCGUGUGGCCCCCACUCGGCCUCCAGCCCUGCCCCGCCGGCCGCCCAGCGCCCCAAGCUACGGAGGCAGGGCAGUGUGGUGUGCAGCCGGAUCCAGCAUCUCUCCACCAUUGACUACGUGGAAGAGGGCAAGGGGAUCAAGCGGGUGAAGCCGAAGCGCACCACGUCCUUCUUCAGCCGGCAGCUGUCCCUGGGCCAGGGCAGCUACACUGUGGUGCAGCCCUCCGACAGCCUGGAGCAGAGCUCAGGAUGAGUGUGCUUCUGCACCUGGCCCGCCGUCCUCCCAGGCAGGGGCCGGGCUGGGUUAGGCUGAAAUUAGGCUGUGCACGUGGUCCGUGAGUACUUGAGAACAUGGAGGGGUGGGCACAGGCCCCUCUGCAGUCCGUCCUCCUGUCCCCGCUGCCCCUACUGACCAACACGAUGCCCAUCUGGAGGUGAUCGCCCCUGCCGCCGGUGGCAGGGGCCUGGCUCACAUCUCGGGCUGUGGGGUCCUGUGUGCCUUUGCUCUUCUGGACUCUGGUCAGCACGUCUUGCAUUCCUUCUGCCGGCAUUCCACCUACCUUGCUCUCAGGAGGACUGGCCCCUGGCCUGAGCUAUGCGGAAACAGCACUGCCCCCCCCCCCCCAAUGUCUAGGACUCCACCCCGUUCUGCAGGCCAGACACACUGAGCAGACAAGGUUCCUUUUGUCUGCCUUUGGUGUCAUGCCCAUGUUGGGAGGUGGCUGUCUUGGGGACCAGUAGACACCCCCCCAUUUCACACUGGAUGAUCCUGAAAAGCCCCUGUUACUGCCCAAGAGGCUCCCCUCAGUCUGUGCACCCCCAAAUGACCCUUGCCCCACGUGUUGGGUCUGGUUUGGGUUUGUGCAUCUGCUUUUGCUUGGUGAGUUCUGUGACCUCUGGCCACUCAAGGACAGACUUGUUUAACUUAGAGGCACAGACACUCCGGUGACACGGGUCAGUUGUGUGGUGACAGGAGCUCGUCCCUUCCCUCCAAGGACACGAGCAAGGUGGCUUGGAUGGGGUGCCCAGCCUUGACUGUCCCCAGCUGCUGGGUCCGAGAGGAGGGCCUUCCGGGCCCUGGGCCUUUCAUCUUCCCCCGGCCUUGGUACCUGGUCAGGUGGGUUUGUCUUCUGGCGGCAGGGCCUGUUUGUCCCAGUGUGAGUGGGAAGAAGUGGUCAGGGUGUGUCCUCUAGAAGAGUCUGGGCUUCUUAACUCCCCACAUGGAGUUGCUGGGACCUCUCUGAGCUGCCAGCCCCCGCUCCUGGCUUCUUCUAGACUUCUUGGGCCCACUGAUUGUUGACUUGGUGCAUUCCUAUCUGAUGGGCCCACAGCAUGUGGGGUGUGGUUGAUGUGUGUAUGUGCACAAAUGACGUGUUUCCACUCUCCAGCCCCUUCGGGGGUUUUCUAUGCACCCACUGUGCCUUAACCUUCUCUGUCUGCUCUUUGGGACAAGGCAGUAUUUUACUAAAUGUCCUUGAAUGUUCUUUUGUAUCAUGUGACUUAUUAAUAAAAUCCGUUUCAGAU